This is a messenger RNA of Puccinia graminis f. sp. tritici CRL 75-36-700-3, 931 nucleotides long. RefSeq lists its product as uncharacterized. The record is from RefSeq and is a predicted model, not a curated record. The transcript has 2 exons. NCBI's taxonomy places the organism in Eukaryota, Fungi, Basidiomycota, Pucciniomycetes, Pucciniales, Pucciniaceae. The coding region runs from base 341 to 571 and encodes 76 amino acids.
AUUGCCACCGCCUUUGACGGCCCGAUCAAAGAUACGUGGCUUGGUAGCAGUGAUAUGUACGUACAUACUCACCGUUGGAGGGUUGGCUUUUGUUGGCUUGGGCUGUUUGAGUGGUACGGGCCGAGUGUAUAUCUAUAUACCCUUCCUCCAUCGACACAACUUUUCCAACAAAAACUUGCUUGAACCACCUCACUCUGCUGCUGCAAUCAGCCUUAACUCUGGUCAGAUCCUUUAUAUGCCAAUAUAGCCCUUCAGUAUAGUCAUCACUGCAGUCGGCCGAUUCUAACCUACGUCUUUUGAUCGUUACAAGUUAUUCAGACUAGCAACCUAAUCGCCGAAAAUGAAAUUGUUAUCGAUUGUAGGCGCUCUGACCACUUUCGCUUGUCUUUUUGAGGGUUUGAGUGCAGCGCCAGUCAACCUAAUUGGUGGAGGCUAUGAAUCUAAUGGCAAAAUCAAGGCCCUUCAGAACAGUGGGGGAAAAACGGUCCUCGUGAAACCGAAGAAACCGCUGCCGUCUUAUACGACCGAGUUCUACGGGGGAUCAGGGAUGUAUAGCGAAAUGUUCAAUUAGAUCCCUGGAAUUGUCUUACAUACCCGUCAUCUUGCGCCUCUUUUCGCUUUGUGGAUUGCACCCAUCACUGCCCACUUCCUCCAUCAAAACUGCUACGCAGAUUUUAUUUACUUACUUAAACCUCUACAAUCUAUCAUAAAUUUUUAUCCUUCCUCAAAAACUCCUGUGGUAGUUACAUUAUUAACGUUAUUUCUCCUAUUACACUCCAUCACUCUUCCUAUCUCCUAUCUCCUCGAAUGAGGAUUUAUCCGCUUCGAUAUUUUAUCAAAUUGAUUGAACUCUUUCUUUUAUGAACACCUUUACAAUCCAUACCGUUACUCUUCUAGCUUGACGCAAGCCCCUCGUUUCGUCGACCCCUGG